This is a messenger RNA of Passer domesticus (house sparrow), 656 nucleotides long. It is a transcript of the gene TRAPPC2L, whose product is annotated as trafficking protein particle complex subunit 2L. Gene Ontology annotation, cellular component: cytoplasm; TRAPP complex; nucleus. Lineage: Eukaryota; Metazoa; Chordata; Aves; Passeriformes; Passeridae. The record is from RefSeq and is a predicted model, not a curated record. Gene Ontology annotation, biological process: endoplasmic reticulum to Golgi vesicle-mediated transport. The transcript has 5 exons. Bases 115 to 534 code for a protein of 139 amino acids.
CCAGGGCCCAGCGCAGGCCCCGCGCCGCGCUCGCCAUGGCAACCGCGCCGCGCGCCCUGCACGUGACCGCGGGCCGGCCGCGCGCCGCACGUGACCCGGCGGGGCGGGGCCAAGAUGGCGGUGUGCAUCGCCGUGAUCGCCAAGGAGAAUUACCCCCUGUACAUCCGGAGUGUCCCCACGGAGAACGAGCUCAAGUUCCACUACACGGUGCACACCUCCCUGGACGUGGUGGACGAGAAGAUCUCGGCCAUGGGCAAGGCCCUGGUGGACCAGAGGGAGCUCUACCUGGGGCUGCUCUACCCCACUGAAGACUACAAGGUGUACGGCUACGUGACCAACUCCAAGGUGAAGUUUGUCAUGGUGGUGGAUUCCUCCAACACAGCCCUGAGGGACAACGAGAUCCGCAGUAUGUUCCGAAAGCUGCACAAUUCCUACACAGACAUCAUGUGUAACCCCUUCUACAACCCUGGGGACAGGAUCCAUUCCAGGGCUUUUGAUACUAUGGUGAACUCCAUGAUGAUGCAGGUGUGCUGAACCCCUUCCCACCCCCUGGGAAACAUUCCCUGUGUGCAGGAGCACGCCUGCAGUGCUGUAAAUAUUCCAUUCUGUGUAAUAACUUAAAUUUGUUCUGUGUAAAAUAAACCUGCUGCCUGCAA